CCAUUUUUGAAUUUAUAAUUUCAUUAUAAGCAUACAUUUUAUUGACAUUCAUAUUUGGUCCAACCAUUGGCAACAUUUACAAGAUGUUUAUGAAACAAAUCACAGAGAUUAAAGUAGCUUUAUCACCUUUCAACGCUGCUUCUAAGUCAACAAGGCUGUUCUUGACUCACGUGCAUACAAAUAAUACUCGUAAAAUAAACCCAACAUUGAAGAUUGCGACCGAUGUAUUAGCAGAUCCUAAAGCACCAUCUCAACUUAAAGUGACUUACCGCGAUGGGCAGAAAGUGGCUUUAGAACCGGAUAACCUUACAAUCAACAAUAUUUUGCAAAUUGUAAAUAAGCAUGCUAAGAAGUUGGAAGAUAUCGAACAAGCCAAUAAUUGGUAGUGGACUGAUCCAUUAGAUAUAUACAUAUAUGUAUACACAUUAUACCAUACUUAUAAUGAAUGAGAAACAUCAAGAAAUAGAAAAAUAUGAGAAAUUGUUUGUACAUAAAUUGUUUGCUGAAUAUACUGCGUCGACAACUUUAAUCUUACGCGUGCUUCGACAGUACUUAUUGUAUGAAUGAUGUCGGCCUGUAUAUCUCAUGUGUAUUGUUGGAUAUGGAUGGUUCUCCACCUGAAAAAAUGACGGCAUGGUGAAAAACGGUCAUUUUUGUAUAUUGAUAUUGCUACCAUAGAAUCAUGAUCUCUUUUUCUUAUGCCAUACUCAAAGAAGUUCAACUAUGACAUCAGCUGUUGAACUGAUUAUUAUACUUUGAUUGAAUUGCAAACAUGCAAUCGAUAACCUGUCAGCGAUAAAGUGCAGAAAAACAAGGUGUAACAACACAUGCAUUGCAGAAGCGUGUCAAAGAUAGCAUUAUGCAUACUGCUUUAGCG
Mycotypha africana is the source of this 877-nucleotide messenger RNA. RefSeq lists its product as uncharacterized. The transcript has 3 exons. The record is from RefSeq and is a predicted model, not a curated record. NCBI's taxonomy places the organism in Eukaryota, Fungi, Mucoromycota, Mucoromycetes, Mucorales, Mycotyphaceae. Gene Ontology annotation, cellular component: mitochondrial large ribosomal subunit. Gene Ontology annotation, molecular function: structural constituent of ribosome. The coding region runs from base 84 to 386 and encodes 100 amino acids.